Molecule: messenger RNA, 1020 nt
Organism: Rubroshorea leprosula
Lineage: Eukaryota; Viridiplantae; Streptophyta; Magnoliopsida; Malvales; Dipterocarpaceae
Source: the annotation of a GenBank genome assembly
GCCCACCCUUUUUUAUGCCUUCGCCGGCAUAGCCGUAGUCAAACUCUUUGGAAGGAAAAAUGUCAAAAUCUCUUGCUGUCAUCCAAAUCCAGACGCAAAAGUUUAUGGCUUUCUAUAUUUGUACACAUUGAGCGGCUUCAAAAAUGAAUUCAUUAAGGCAUAGAAAUUGGGUCUCUCUAUUCUUUCUGGGUUUUGCUUUUGCUUUCCUUCUGUAUUUUUAUAGGUGCCCAUCUUCCCCUCCAACUAUGGCUGCAGAAGCACCCAAGUCAGUUUUUGACUUCACUGUCAAGGACAUCCGGGGAAAUGAUGUGAGUUUGAGUGAAUACAACGGGAAGGUUCUUCUGAUUGUGAAUGUCGCUUCACAAUGUGGCUUAACAAAUUCAAACUACAAGGAACUGAAUGUUUUGUAUGAAAGAUACAAGAGCAAAGGUUUUGAGAUCUUGGCAUUUCCUUGCAACCAGUUUGCAGGCCAGGAACCAGGAAGCAAUGAGGACAUUCAGGAAGUUGCGUGCACAAGGUUCAAAGCAGAAUUCCCAAUUUUUGACAAGGUUGAGGUAAAUGGAAAAGAUGCAGUGCCUCUUUACAAGUUCCUGAAAUCACAGAAAGGUGGAUAUUUUGGAGAUGGAAUCAAGUGGAAUUUCACAAAAUUUUUGGUUAAUAAAGAAGGAAAGGUUGUUGAGAGAUAUGCUCCAACUACAUCACCUCUUAAAAUCGAGAAAGACAUACAGAACCUGCUGGAAUCUUCUUGAAUACCAAGGUCUUUUAGCAUCAACUUGUGUCAAAGCUCCAAGCUGUCUACAUGGCAUAAAUCUCUUUUCUUUUCUUUUUUUUCAUUUUUUUUUCUGGGUCUUCAAUUUGAUUUUAUCUGUUGACAAUAAUAAAAUCUGAUUCCAUUUUUUUUUUUUAAUGCUACUUUGAUCUUGUAGCUCAUGGAAAAAAACUCUAAUGAACUUGCAUUGAGUUGCCAGACUUUUAAGUCCAUGUUUGUUCCAUGUACUUUUAUAAAAAUUCAGCAUUCAG